GUGAUCCAGGCAGCAAAAAUUAUUGGAACAGGGUUUGCUACCACAGGAUUAAUCGGAGCUGGAAUAGGUAUAGGUGUAGUAUUCGGAGCAUUAAUUCUUGGUGUAGCUAGAAAUCCCAGUCUUAGAGGUCAACUCUUUUCAUAUGCAAUAUUAGGGUUUGCAUUUGCAGAAGCAACAGGUCUAUUUGCACUUAUGAUGGCAUUCUUGCUAUUAUAUGUGGUUUAA
This is a messenger RNA of Aplosporella prunicola CBS 121167, 225 nucleotides long. RefSeq lists its product as uncharacterized. The record is from RefSeq and is a predicted model, not a curated record. Gene Ontology annotation, biological process: proton transmembrane transport; proton motive force-driven ATP synthesis. Lineage: Eukaryota; Fungi; Ascomycota; Dothideomycetes; Botryosphaeriales; Aplosporellaceae. Gene Ontology annotation, molecular function: proton transmembrane transporter activity. The transcript has a single exon. The annotation marks the transcript as partial.